AUGGCAGCUCUCACUCUCACUCUCUUCAUCUUCCUCCUCCGCUUCACCACCGCCACUAGCCACCGCCACCUCCUCCACCAGCCCUUCUUCCCAGUCGAAUCAGACCCUCCAACUCCAUCACCAUCUUCCUCUCCCCACCCCUCUCCAAUUCCCAAAAUGCCCUUCUCCUCCGCCUCAUCCUCCUCCCCAACGCCGCCGGAUAACAAGCCCUUCUUCCCCUCCAUGAAACCCACACCGCCUCCUCCCUCCCCAACAGCCCUCACCUCCUUCCCGGCCAACAUUUCCUCCAUCCUCUUCCCCCAACCCUCCUCCACCUCCCCCCACCGCCACGUCAUCGCCAUCGCCGCCUCCGUCUCCAUCACCGCCGUCCUCAUCAUCGUCUCCGCCGCCGCAUUUCUCCUCUACCGCCGCCGCCAGAAGCUCGACCCCACUUCCGGCGACGACAAGGCCUCCCGGACCGACAGCCUCCGCCUGUUCCCGCCAAACACCGUCACCUCCGACGGCGUUCACAAGCAGCGUACCACACCCAACAGAACCACCGAGAACUUCCUCUACCUCGGCACAUUAUCCAACGCUCACGCUACCGACGCCCAAAGCGUCGCCACCACCAGCAAUGCCAGCUCCAAGUUCGGCGUUUCUUCUAGCCGCUCCGGCUCGCCGUACCAGAAGCUUGGCUCGCCGGAGCUGACGCCGCUUCCGCCGCUUCCCAAGCACAACUUCCGGCGGAGCUACAAGCACGAACUGGGUUCCGACGACGAUGAAGAGGAAGAUGAGUUCUUUUCUCCGAGAGGGUCGUCUGCGAGUCCCAAAAAGGUCGCCGGAGUAAGCUCAGAUAGAGUGUUCAAGGCGGUAGAAGGCGAGAACAUCGGAAGCAGAAGCUUCAAUUCAAGAACUGCAUCAUACCCAUGUUCGAAAUCUGCUUCUCCAGCAAGUUCUGUGUCCAACACUGUCUCGCCGCAGCUGAAUAUAUCAAGUCCCACAAACUCGCCGGACUCUGUGAUCAAUUUCAUGGCUCCGUCACGGCCUGGUACGGUUCCGGUGGCUGUGUCCCGGUCGAUGUCUUCCUCGUCAACGUUUUCUGAGAGAGUUGUUCCCGCGAAUGUGCAGAGUUCCCCUGACUUUUUGACACAGAUGAAGCAGUCUCUGUUGAGAAAUAACAGUGCUCCUAAGCGGUUUGUUCCGAUAAGACUGCCUCCGCCGCCUCCUCCGCCACCGCCGCCGAGGUUUUGGGAAGGUCCGGUGAGUCCAGUGGUGAAUGCAGAGAAGAAUGGCGUUGAGGAAAAAAGCGAGGAAACUCCUAGGCCAAAGUUGAAGCCUUUACAUUGGGACAAAGUUAGGGCCAGCUCAGACCGCGCUAUGGUCUGGGAUCAGUUAAAAUCGAGCUCGUUUCAGUUGAAUGAGGAAAUGAUCGAGACACUUUUUGUGGUAAACAAUUCAAGUUUGACACCAAAAGAAAAUGCUCGGCGACAAAUUCUGCCCUCUCUGAAUCAGGAGAAUCGUGUGCUGGAUCCAAAGAAGUCUCAGAAUAUUGCAAUUUUGUUAAGGGCGCUCAAUGUUACCAUUGAUGAAGUCUGUGAAGCACUCUUGGAAGGAAACUCGGAUUCUCUCGGAACGGAACUUCUUGAAAGUUUAUUAAAGAUGGCUCCAACCAAAGAGGAAGAGCGUAAGCUAAAAGAGUUCAAAGAUGAAUCACCUUUUAAGCUUGGCCCAGCUGAGAAAUUUCUGAAGGCAGUGCUUGAUGUACCUUAUGCAUUUAAGAGGGUGGAUGCAAUGCUGUACAUUGCCAAUUUUGAUUCAGAAGUAGACUAUCUUAAAAGGUCUUUUGAGACAUUGGAGGCAGCUUGUGAAGAAUUGAAGAACAGCAGAAUGUUCUAUAAGCUUCUCGAAGCAGUGCUCAAAACUGGGAACCGCAUGAAUGUUGGCACCACCCGUGGCGAUGCUCAUGCCUUCAAGCUCGACACACUCCUCAAGCUGGUAGAUGUGAAGGGCACUGAUGGAAAAACUACUCUGUUGCAUUUUGUUGUACAGGAGAUCAUCAGAGCUGAAGGUUCUCGUCUCUCGGGCAUGAAUCAGAAUGAAACAACUGAGAGCAGUCAACAAUCUUCUUUCCGGGAUGAUGUUGAGUUUAGGAAGCUUGGCCUGCAAGUUGUUUCAGGAUUGAGUGGGGAGCUCAUUAAUGUAAAGAAAACUGCUGGUAUGGAUUCAGAUGUACUGAGCAAUGAAGUUGCCAAGAUUGCUGGUGGAGUUUCAAAAAUAGAAGAUGUUGUAAAACUAAUUGAAGGAAGUGCAUUGAAGGAGAGUAGCCAGAAGUUCUUUGACUCCAUGAGUGGGUUCUUGAACAAGGCAAGUGAAGAGAUUGUGAUGAUUCAAGCUAGAGAGAAACUUGCAUUCUGCAUGGUAAAGGAAAUAACAGAAUAUUUCCAUGGGAACUCAGCUAAAGAAGAAGCUCAUCCUUUACGUAUUUUCACGGUGGUGAGAGAUUUUCUGUCCAUUCUAGAUCAGGCAUGCAAGGUAGUUGGCAAAGUUAAUGAAAGAACCAUAGUUGGGUCAGCACGCCAAUUUCCUAUUGUCAUGAAUCCAACCCUGCCACCAGUUUUUCCCGGACCAAGUACAAAACAGCAUUAUGGUUCCUCGGAUGAUGAAACCUUGCCUUGAUCAUAGUUUUCAGUGCUUGGUUACAUAUGGAUGAUGAUCUGCAUGGGGGGUCUGUUGGAGCUGAUAAGUUGAUUAUCUUUUUUGGUUCGGCACCUUUCUUGUACUUAUAUAUACAAACACAAGAUUUUGGAAUCAUGUCUUGUGUAAUAUAUAGAGGGAGGGAAUUAGAUCAGAAAAUAAUGUUGUAGUGUUGGCACAAUUAAUAUGAUCUAAUGUACAUCUGGUAGUCGUAUGU
Messenger RNA from Fragaria vesca subsp. vesca, 2890 nucleotides. Its product is annotated as formin-like protein 1-like. Gene Ontology annotation, molecular function: actin filament binding. Lineage: Eukaryota; Viridiplantae; Streptophyta; Magnoliopsida; Rosales; Rosaceae. The coding region runs from base 1 to 2655 and encodes 884 amino acids. The record is from RefSeq and is a predicted model, not a curated record. Gene Ontology annotation, biological process: actin nucleation; actin cytoskeleton organization. The transcript is spliced from 5 exons.